Molecule: messenger RNA, 3217 nt
Organism: Mastomys coucha (southern multimammate mouse)
Lineage: Eukaryota; Metazoa; Chordata; Mammalia; Rodentia; Muridae
Gene: Col13a1
Product: collagen type XIII alpha 1 chain
Exons: 41
Coding region: 534-2732 (732 amino acids)
Source: RefSeq, a predicted model, not a curated record
UUAGUUUGGGAAGUAGCGCCCGGCGCUCAUCCGAUCCGCGCGGCCGCGCCGGCUGUGUCAAGUUACAGAGGCGCCGGAAUCGGCCCCAGCCCGGCUCACUGCAGCCACGACCCACCUCUGCCCAUGGGGCCUUGCAUGCGCGCCCCUUCGCCCGGGGACUGACACCCGUUCUCCCAGGAGACACAAGACACCCAGAAGGACCCCGAGCGUCGCACCAGCCCGAAGACUGCAGAAGCGAGAAGGGAAAGAGCGGGGAGCGGGGCCAGAUCCCCGGACUUGGAACAUUCUUCGAAAUAACUUUUUUUCUUAUUUUGGCAUACUCCGAUCGCGUCUGCUGGUGGCUCUCUUGCCUGCCCCCCUCCCAACUCCGACUGCUCAUUUUCGGUCCUCUUUGGCGAGCAAAGGAAAGGGACGUUCUCUAGCCACGCUAGCCCCCUUUUCCUCCCCUUGCCUCUCAGUUUGGAUCGCGCCUCUUGGAUCUCGUUUUUAUUUAUUCUAUUUAUUUAUUUAUUUGGCUCUCAAGACGCGAGGGGAUGGUGGCGGAGCGCGCCCGCAAAACGGCAGCCUCCGGCAACCGCGGGCCUGGGGAGCUGGGCGCGCCGGGGCCCGGGACAGUAGCGCUGGCUGAGCAGUGCGCUAGGCUGCCGAGCCCCGGGUGCUGCGGACUGCUGGCUCUGGCGCUGUUCUCGCUGGCGCUCAGCCUGCUCGCCCACUUUCGGACCGCCGAGCUGCAGGCCCGAGUGCUGCGCUUGGAAGCGGAGCGCGGGGAGCAGCAGAUGGAGAAAGCUAUUUUGGGACGAGUCAACCAACUGCUGGACGAGAAAUUGAAGUUCUACUCGCGCAGGCGCCGGGAGGCCCCGAAGAUGUCUCCAGGAUGUAACUGCCCGCCAGGACCUCCAGGUCCCACUGGAAGACCUGGGCUCCCAGGGGACAAGGGUGCUAUCGGGAUGCCUGGACGCGUGGGUGUCAAAGGUCAACCAGGCGAGAAGGGUGCCCCUGGAGAUGCGGGGAUGUCCAUCAUCGGGCCUCGAGGCCCCCCUGGCCAGCCUGGUACCCGGGGCUUCCCUGGAUUCCCGGGUCCCAUUGGUCUUGACGGCAGGCCGGGCCACCCCGGACCUAAAGGGGAGACGGGCCUGGUGGGUCCUCGAGGACAACCGGGACCUCAGGGACAAAAGGGAGAAAAGGGUCAGUGUGAAGAGUACCCACACCGGCUGUUGCCUCUCCUCAAUUCAGUGCGGCUGGCUCCACCCCCAGUCAUUAAAAGGCGGACCUUUCAGGGGGAACAAAGCCAGGCUGGCAUCCAAGGCCCUCCAGGGCCACCGGGCCCCCCAGGACCAAGCGGCCCUCUGGGACACCCAGGACUGCCAGGGCCUAUAGGGCCACCUGGUUUACCCGGGCCUCCCGGAUCAAAGGGAGACCCAGGGAUCCAGGGCUAUCAUGGCCGCAAGGGAGAGCGGGGCAUGCCGGGAAUGCCAGGCAAGCACGGAGCCAAGGGGGUUCCUGGGAUUGCCGUGGCUGGAAUGAAGGGUGAGCCGGGGACACCAGGAGCCAAGGGUGAGAAGGGUGCAGCAGGCUCCCCUGGCCUCCUGGGGCAGAAGGGAGAAAAAGGUGAUGCAGGCAAUGUCAUUGGAGGAGGCAGAGGGGAGCCUGGCCCCCCGGGGCUCCCUGGGCCCCCUGGGCCAAAGGGAGAAGCUGGUAUUGAUGGCCAGGCUGGGCCACCAGGACAGCAAGGAGACAAGGGGCAGCCAGGAGCAGCUGGGGAACAGGGACCCGCUGGUCCGAAGGGUUCCAAGGGUGAACCCGGCAAGGGAGAGAUGGUGGAUUAUAAUGGCAGCAUCAACGAGGCGCUUCAGGAGAUCAGGACGUUGGCCUUAAUGGGGCCUCCUGGUCUUCCUGGACAAACAGGCCCACCCGGACCUCCAGGGACUCCAGGCCAAAGGGGGGAGAUUGGACUGCCAGGCCCUCCAGGACACGAUGGGGACAAGGGGCCUCGAGGAAAACCAGGAGAUGUGGGGCCCGCUGGUCCUCAAGGACCCCCAGGAAAGGACGGGCCUCCGGGAAUGAAGGGAGAGGUCGGACCCCCAGGAAGUCCAGGGGAGAAAGGGGAGACAGGACCAGCAGGCCCCCAGGGUCUAGACGGCCCAACUGGGGAGAAAGGAGAACCAGGUGACGAAGGGAGGCCUGGAGCGGCAGGAUUGCCUGGGCCCAUCGGGCUCCCGGGAUUCACAGGAGAGAAAGGCGAAGCAGGGGAAAAAGGCGACCCAGGAGCAGAGGUUCCUGGGCCACCAGGGCCAGAGGGUCCCCCAGGACCUCCGGGCCUCCAAGGUGUUCCUGGACCAAAGGGAGAAGCAGGCCUAGAUGGCAGUAGAGGAGAGAAGGGCUCCCAGGGAGAAAAAGGAGACCGGGGCCCUCUGGGAUUGCCUGGAGCUUCAGGUUUGGACGGCAGGCCUGGGCCACCGGGUACUCCAGGACCAAUCGGGGUUCCAGGCCCAGCCGGACCAAAGGGUGAAAGGGGCAGCAAAGGUGACCCAGGGAUGACGGGACCAACAGGAGCAGCUGGGCUGCCUGGUUUACAUGGACCACCCGGGGACAAAGGAAACCGGGGGGAGAGGGGAAAGAAGGGCUCUAGAGGGCCUAAAGGGGACAAGGGGGACCAAGGAGCACCUGGACUAGACGCCCCGUGCCCGCUGGGAGAAGAUGGCUUACCGGUCCAAGGCUGCUGGAACAAGUGACGCCUCUAACCUUGGACUGGCCUGUGUGUGUUUGUAUAUAGGAUAUUUAUUUUUAUACAGUUUUCACCUUUUGAAAAAGCCCAAACUAUGAUGCAUCUUAAAGAUCACUAAAAGAGAAAGAAGAAAAGCCUGCAGAUUUUGUACAGGAAAUAACCCCUUUCCCUUUUUGUUUACAAGACAUUUUUGUAUAAAUCUGCUUCUAAUACACUUUCUGUCUGUGCGUCUGCUCCUAAUGUUGCAUGAUAUUUGUGCACACUUACUAAAUAUCACAGCUUAAUAAAUUAUUGUGUUCCGGUGCCAAAGGGGGCCCGCCAGCACAGAGGUCCUGCGAGCUUAGGUGUGAAUUCACACACACACACACACACACACACACACACACACACAAAACAUGAGGUUCAUGGUGUUUGCCAGACUACAUGUGUCUGACAAUAUUUUAAACUGACGUUCAUUAUUAUAAGGAAAAAAAAUAAAAUGUGGCAAUUCAU